Messenger RNA from Austrofundulus limnaeus, 1218 nucleotides. RefSeq names its product tropomyosin alpha-3 chain. NCBI's taxonomy places the organism in Eukaryota, Metazoa, Chordata, Actinopteri, Cyprinodontiformes, Rivulidae. The transcript is spliced from 10 exons. The record is from RefSeq and is a predicted model, not a curated record. Bases 94 to 948 code for a protein of 284 amino acids.
AGUGUUUAGUUUCUCCACCAGCGUGUCCGGCUCUCAGGUCAGCUGCCCUUUGUUUCAUUUUUCUUCCUCCGUGAGCACUCUCCAACAGCAAAAAUGGAAGCCAUCAAGAAAAAGAUGCUUAUGCUGAAGCUGGACAAGGAGAAUGCACUGGACCGGGCCGAGCAAGCUGAGGCAGACAAGAAAGGAGCCGAAGAGAGAAGCAAGCAGCACGAAGAUGAACUUCUGCAAAUGCAAAAGAAGCUGAAGGGAACAGAAGACGAGCUCGACAAAUACUCUGAAGCCCUCAAGGAUGCUCAGGAAAAGCUGGAGGUUGCUGACAAAAAGGCUGCUGAUGCUGAGGCAGAAGUGGCUUCCCUCAACAGACGCAUCCAGCUCGUUGAGGAAGAGUUGGACCGAGCUCAGGAGAGGCUGGCAACGGCUCUACAGAAGCUGGAAGAAGCUGAGAAGGCAGCCGAUGAGAGCGAGAGAGGUAUGAAGGUGAUUGAGAACAGGGCUUUGAAAGAUGAAGAAAAGAUGGAGCUCCAGGAGAUUCAGCUGAAAGAAGCCAAACAUAUCGCAGAAGAAGCCGAUCGCAAAUAUGAAGAGGUGGCUCGUAAGCUGGUGAUUGUUGAAGGAGAGCUGGAGCGUACAGAGGAGAGGGCAGAGCUGGCCGAGGCUAAAUGUGCUGAGCUGGAGGAGGAACUGAAGAACGUCACAAACAACCUGAAGUCUCUGGAGGCUCAGGCUGAGAAGUACUCUCAAAAGGAGGACAAGUAUGAGGAAGAAAUCAAGAUUCUCACAGACAAGCUAAAAGAGGCUGAGACAAGAGCUGAGUUUGCUGAAAGGUCUGUAGCCAAGCUGGAGAAGACUAUUGAUGAUCUGGAAGAUGAGCUUUACGCUCAGAAGUUGAAGUACAAAGCCAUCAGUGAAGAACUGGACCACGCUCUCAAUGACAUGACCUCCAUUUAAACAUCCAGCGGUUCCACCAUUACGGACCCUCUGGAUCUUCUUCAUCCUCUGGCUGUUCAUCUUCACCUCCACCCAGCUCCACUGGUGCCUGUUGUAGCUCCCCCCCUUUCUGCUCAACUGGCUUCUUUACAUUUCAGUCUCAUCUGACGGAUGUUGUUCAGUUUGUGCUGAAUGUUUUUGCCCUUUCGUCAUUUGAUUUAUUCAUCAGAUUUUGUUUUUAUCUCUGUAUGACUGUGGCAGACAAAAAAAAGAAAUGCCUGGGUCAACGCA